Cooperia oncophora is the source of this 333-nucleotide messenger RNA. The record is from the annotation of a GenBank genome assembly. NCBI's taxonomy places the organism in Eukaryota, Metazoa, Nematoda, Chromadorea, Rhabditida, Trichostrongylidae.
AUGUCAUGGUUCAGAAGCUCGGGGCAUAACGGCGAUUAUACCAGUUUUAAGAAAUUCAAAUCCACUAUCCUCGCUAUAACCCUAGGCUGGGAUUACAAUGAUUGGCAUGGAACCGCAAUAAAGAAUCUGUUGACAGCUUCCGAAAUGCAGAACUAUAAGGAAGGUAAAAUAAAGUGGAGCUCCUUGAAAAUAGAGAAAUCUACUGCAAGGCGUGGUAGAGAUGAAAAGAAUGGAAGGAAAAGAGAAGUAGAAAAGAAAACAGAGCCAAUUCAAAUCAAGAAGCCUCGUACUGAAGCAGUAGAUGUGGAAGUCACGAAUGAAAUGGUUAGCUAA